CGGACGUGCGGCGGGGGUGUAGCUAGCCAGAAAAGGAUAUGUCUCGAAGUUGGACCAGACGGCCAGCCUCUGUGCCGGGGAGGAGACACGAAGUUCUUCUCGUGCCAAACGCAGGACUGUCCCGACGGCGCCCAGGACUUCCGCGCCCAACAGUGCUCGGAGUUCGACGACGUGGCCUUUAAGGGAAUCAAAUACAAAUGGGUGCCAUACACAAAGGGUCCGAACCCGUGCGAGCUGAACUGCAUGCCGCGAGGCGAGCGGUUCUACUACCGGCAGAAGCUGCAGGUCGUCGACGGGACCAGGUGCAGCGAGGAGUCCUUCGACGUCUGCGUAAACGGCACCUGCCAGCCUGUUGGUUGCGACAUGAUGCUAGGGUCGGCAGCGCGCGAGGAUAAGUGCCGGGAGUGCCGCGGGAAUGGCACCAACUGCCACACUGAAGACAACAUUCUGGACACACAGGAUCUCAGGAAUGGAUACAAUGACAUACUUCUCAUACCUGCUGGGGCAACCAACAUUUAUAUUAGAGAAGUCAGAGCAUCCAGUAAUUAUUUAGCGUUAAGAGCGACAACGAACGACACAUACUACCUGAACGGUUACUACCACAUCGACUUCCCUCGAAGCAUAGAGAUCGCGGGGGCGACGUGGCACUACGAGCGAAGCCAGAACGGACUGCCUUCGCCUGACAAACUGAGGUGUUUGGGACCGACGAAUGAAGCGCUUUUCUUAUCUCUUCUCCUACAAGAGCCAAACGUGGGUAUUCAGUACGAGUACAGCAUACCCAAAGCACUAGCGCCACCGCCCAACCAGGAGUACAACUGGGUCCACGAUGAGUUCACGCCUUGCAGCGAAACAUGUGGUGGAGGUAUCCAAACCCGCAACGUUACGUGCCGGACUCGCGAAGAACUAGACGUGGUAGACGACGGACUCUGCAACGAGGCUUUCAAGCCGGACUCCAACCAGACGUGCAACAACAACCCGUGCCCCGCCCAGUGGGUCACAGGCGAGUGGGACAAGUGCACCAAGCACUGCGGCGAAGGGGGCACCAGGCAUCGUCACGUGUACUGCGAGAAGAUCAUCGCGAAUAGAAAUCCAACAGUGGUCGCAAAUAAGGAGUGCUUGGAACUGCUGGGCCCCAUGCCGGCUCAGUUCGAGGAGUGCAACCAUGACGCCCCCUGCCCUACCUGGUUUACCGGACCUUGGAAGCCUUGCGACAAACUGUGCGACGAAGGCAAGCAGACCAGGCAAGUGGUGUGCUAUCAGAAGACGGACGGCCGCGUGGAAGUCUUGGACGACAAGGAGUGCGUGGACGAGAAGCCUCCCGCGGAGCAGGCUUGCAUGCUGCACCCUUGCGAGGGAGUCGACUGGGUCCUCACUGACUGGACUGGGUGCGACAACUGCCUAUCGACAGUGCAAACCCGGAGUGCUGUGUGCGCGACCAAAGACCGAAAAGUGGUAAACUCCACGUUCUGCUCGUAUCAUCCAACUCCGGUGCUGGAGGAACCGUGUGACCGCACCAAGCUACCUCCUUGCGAGGUCCAGUGGUACGCUACUCAAUGGAGCAAGUGUUCGGCAGAAUGCGGCGUCGGCGUGCAAACCCGGCGCGUCUUCUGCGGCAUGUUCGACGGCGAGUCUGUUCUGAAGGUGGCCGACGAACGCUGCGACCAGGAGGAGAAGUACAACGACACCCGGCCCUGCGAGGUCAAGAAGUGCCCCGCCUUGUGGUACGCUGGACCUUGGUCUGAGUGCACAGCGCCCUGCGACGGAGGCGAGCAGUUCCGCCGCGUGAUGUGCUUGAGCGGGACCGAGCCGGCAGUGGACUGCGACAUCGCCUCUGUGCUCGACAGCACGCAGGCCUGCAACUUGAGCCCUUGCAACGAAGAUGAGGUAACGGUUGUGGGACCAAACCCGACCCCCAUCAUGGACGACUACGACGAGGACUGUGAGGACGAGGAGUUCCCAGAGGGCGCGGAAGAGGAUGAGUUCCCAGAGAAGGGCGCUGAAGAGGACUCUUCGCUAAGCACAUUCCCCGAUGAGAUGUUCAGUGACAGUCCAGACAUAUCUGAGUCACCUUCGGAACUCGAGUCAGAAUUCACUCUAGGAUCAGGAGAGGGUUCCGGCUUUAGCUCAACCGAUUCCACAUUAUCAUCAGAAGAAUGGUCUACUGACGAAACUGGUUCCACUGAUGAGACUACUCUUAGCACCGACACAGACGAAACCUCAGAGUCUGGUGCCACUGACUCCAGCUCACUUGUCACUGAGCCAACUGCUGUUAAAAUAUCAGCCUCGUCAGAUGGUUCCGCGCCACCAUCCGGUUCAACCGAAUCAAGUGACGCCACAGGAUCAACCGAGUCGACUGUCGAGAGUUCCUCAUCAAGCGAAUUCGACAUCGACUAUACUGACGAAACUGGGUCUACUGAGUCCAGUGCCACAGACUCGUCUGAUCUCACGACUGUAUCUGGAUCAGAGGAAACCACCGGCUCGACAGGCUCUACUAAGCCUACUGAAUCCAAGCCCACUGAUGCGUCAGGUCCAUCUGAUGGAACUACAGAAUCGGGAGCUACUGAAUCAACUGGAGCAACCGAAAGCACAGUGUCAGGAUCUACUGAUGAAACGGAAACUACAGAGUCUGAAUAUGACGAGGAAACGGAGUCCACUGCGACAGACGAAACGGUUACGGAGGAAACUGAAGCUACUGAUUCGACUUUGUCAUCAGAAUCGUCACCCACUGAUGAAACAUCUGAAUCGUCACCUACUGAUGAAACAUCUGAAUCGAGUACAGAGUCGUCAUUAUCGACAUCAGAAUCUACGGAGGGUACUACUAAAUCGGGAUCAACUGAAUCUGGUGCCACUGACGGUACGACAGAAGCAGGAAGCACUGUUUCUGAUAAAUCUGAUGGAACAGAAUCUACAGAAGAAUCAGGAUCUACUGAUUCGUCCGCAACUACUGAAGCGGGCAGUACAACUGAGUCUGGAGCAACUGAAUCUUCAUCUUCCACCGAGUCCGGGGCCACUGAAUCUUCAUCUUCCACUGAAUCCGGAGCAACUGAAUCAUCAGGCACUACUGAGGUUGAAGCUAGUGGUUCAUCUGAAACAACAGAAGCUGGUAGCACUACUGAAGCUGGUUCUACAGAGGCACCUGGAUCGACAGAAUCAGGCGCUACCGAAUCUGGUUCUACACAUUCGGGCCCUACUGAAUCUGAAUCUACAGAACUUUCAGGAUCAACAACUGAGUCUGGGUCUACAGAAUCUACAUCUGAAGGCAUUACUGAGUCACCUGUUUCUACUGAAACUACGGAAUCUGGUCCAACAUCAGAGGCGGCAAGUGAAGAGACAGGAUCAACUGAAGCAUCCACCACAGAGGGCAGCACUGAGUCUGCGUCCGAAGACACUGGCUCCACGGUGUCGGCCACUGAAGAAACUGGCUCUACUGAAACUGGUAGCACCGAAACUGGUUCGACUGAAACAAGCGAAGAAUCGACUGUAUCCGGUGGAUCAACACCUUGGGACGCGGCGACAACCUUUGGCAUCACCAAAAAGCAACGUUGCAAGGCUCGUGCUGCCAAAUGCACAAAGAGCAAGUUUGGUUGCUGUCCUGACAAGAAGACUCCUGCUGCUGGACCGUUUGACGAAGGUUGUGCCAAUCCAAAGACUUGUAACGAGACGACUCAUGGAUGCUGUCCCGACGGCGUGUCGCCAGCGGCCGGGCCUAAGAACAAGGGCUGUCCCACUGAGCCGUGUGCGGAGACUCUGUUCGGCUGCUGCAAGUCCGACAACAAGACCGCGGCCGAGGGCAACGAGCAGGAAGGCUGCCCGCCACCGCCACCGCCUUGCAAGUCGUCGAAAUAUGGAUGCUGCAAAGACCAAAAAACUGAAGCUACCGGACCAGCCAAAGCGGGUUGCCCUGAAACCGUCGUACAGAAGGGAGAAGAAAAAAAAGAGGGUGAAGAUGCUACCACAACAGUUUCACCUGAAGAUGCUGACUGUAACUCUACCGAAUUUGGUUGCUGCCCUGAUGGCGUGUCACCAGCUGCUGGGGCCCAAAUGGAAGGCUGUGUGAUGUCAUGCAACUCGUCCGCCUACGGAUGCUGUCCCGACGGGGAGACGCCAGCCCAUGGAUACGACUACGAAGGCUGCUGCCUCUUGUACCCACAUGGAUGCUGCCCAGACAACUUCAAGCCUGCUGAAGGACCUCACCUUGAAGGUUGUGGCUGCCAGUACGCCCACUUCGGCUGCUGCCCUGACAACGUCACCAUCGCCGCCGGGCCCCGCAACGAGGGAUGCGGCUGCCAGUACACCGAGCACGGCUGCUGCCCUGACAGACACACGCCAGCCUCCGGCCCCGAAUACGAAGGUUGCGACUGCAGCACAUACCAGUUCGGCUGCUGCGAGGACGGCGUCACCAUCGCCAAGGGCCCCGGCAAGCAGGGCUGCCUCUGCCAGCAGUCCGAGUUCGGAUGCUGCGGCGACGGCAAGACGGCCGCUGUCGGCCCUAACCAGGCCGGUUGCGAUUGUUCCACCAGCAAAUACGGGUGCUGCCCCGAUGGACAGACGCCCGCCAACGGCACUAAAUUCCUGGGAUGCACUGACAAACCUGAAAACAGACAAGCUGCUUGCGCCUUAUCGACCGACCGUGGUUCAUGUUCCAACUACUCCGUGUACUGGUACUACGACCUGCAGUACGGCGGCUGCUCGCGCUUCUGGUACGGAGGCUGCGAGGGCAACGGCAACCGCUUCACCAGCAAGGAGGAGUGCGAGGACGUAUGCGUGCAACCCUCGCCGACAGACGCGUGCAACCUACCAAAGGUGAAGGGCGCGUGUACGGGCUACCACCCGCGCUGGUACUACGACUCCGAGCGCGAGCAGUGCGGCCAGUUCAUCUUCGGCGGCUGCCUCGGCAACGCCAACAACUUCGACUCGCGCGAGCUCUGCCAGAAGCAGUGCGAGCCCGCUAAGAGCGACGACCAAUGCUCGUUACCCAUCGACCGAGGCACGUGCGCGGGCAACUUCCUUCGCUACGGCUUUGACCCGGAAACGCGGCGCUGCGAGCAGUUUGUCUGGGGCGGCUGCGGCGGGAACAACAACCGGUUCGGAUCAGAAGCAGCUUGUCUGCACCAUUGCGCGCCGCCUGGCGAACCUCAGCCCCGCUGCAAAGAGCCGAAAGAAGCCGGCAACUGCACGGAGAAGCAAGCUCUCUGGUCCUUCAGCCAGACGGAGGACCGAUGCGUGCCUUUCUACUACUCCGGCUGUGGCGGGAACGACAACCGGUUCGACUCCCAGUCGAGCUGUGCCGAGGCUUGCCCGAGCUCUUAUGUGAAGGACAUUUGCACGCUGCCCGCGCUCACCGGAGAAUGCGCUGACUAUACCGAGAAGUGGUACUACGACACUUCUAUCCAGAGAUGCCGUCAGUUCUACUACGGCGGCUGCGGCGGCAACGAGAAUCGCUUCGCCACAGAGCAGCAGUGCGAGAGCCAGUGCGCGCGCCCCACCACCACCACAGUGGCACCCAGGCCCACCCCUGCUGCCGACCUCUGCACACUGCCUUCGAUGACCGGCGAAUGUGCCGACUACACUGAAAAAUGGUUCUUCGAUCAAACCAUCAACAGAUGUCGUCAAUUCUACUACGGCGGCUGCGGCGGCAACAACAACCGCUUCGACAGCGAGGCGGCUUGCGCCGCGCGCUGCGGACCAGCGACGGCGCCCACACCCGCGCCCGCGCAGCCCCCCGCUGGACAAGACGUGUGCCAACUGCCGAUGCUGGCGGGCCCGUGCGAGGCUUCCAUCAUGAGCUGGUUCUACGACCCCGCCUCAGACUCCUGCAGCCAGUUCACGUACGGCGGCUGUGAAGGAAACGCCAACAGGUUCGACAGCUUAGAAGACUGCGAGCGGCGCUGCAGGAGCGGUCCCGCGCCGGCUCCGGUCGCCAACGCCACCGCGGCUCCCGCGCCGGCGGAAGAAGUCCCGCCAGCGUGCCGCAUCGCGCCCGCGGCCGACGAGGAGUGUGCCGAAGAAGGCGAGGUCUGGUACCUGGACGUGGAGCAACACGCGUGCGUGCCGCACCACAACGCGGCCGGCGGGAACUCCUGCAGGAGGUCCGGGGUCUUCCUGUCCGAGGAGGCCUGCGAGAGGAGCUGCGGCGCCUUCCGCAACAUUGAGGUGUGCCGCUACCCAGUGGACCCGGGCCCAUGCCGGGCCGCCUUCCCCAAGUUCUAUUACGACGAGGCCCUGGGCAGCUGUGUGGCCUUCAUGUACGGAGGCUGCCACGGCGGGCCCAACCGCUUCUCCACCGUCGACGAGUGCGAGGACGUCUGCAAGUUUGAGAAGGACCCGUGCAAGAGGACACCGAAACCGAUCAACUGCUUCGACUACGUGGAGACGUGGUUCUUCGACGAGUCGCGCGACGAGUGCUUCCAGUACGGCUCCUGCAACCCCGCGGACACAGACAGAUUCGCGACGCGCGAAGAAUGCGAAGGCCAGUGCCGCCGUCAACCGCCUGCCGCCGCCACCACCACCACCACUCUCGCGCCCGCCCUCACCGCGCCGCCAACAGUUGAGAGCGAAUGCACGACGCCGAGCUCGCUUGCGCCAUGCGGCAACAACGUCACAGUGUUCUACUACGAUUCGGAGCGCCGCGAAUGCACGCAGGGGAGCUUCGGCGGCUGCGGACACCCUAACAGCUACCGCACUGAGGAGGAGUGCGAGAGGAGGUGCGGCGCUUUCGUCAACCUCGAUCCGUGCAGAUACCCGCUCGACGUGGGUCUGUGCAACUCGGCCGUGCCCAAGUACUACUGGAAGCUCAGCUCGGGCCGCUGCGAGCCGUUCGCGUACAGCGGCUGCGGCGGCGGGCCCAACCGCUUCUCCUCCGCGCAGGAGUGCCGGGAGGUGUGCGGGGACACCGGCCCUGAGCCGGCGUGCCUGGAGCCGGUGUCGGUGGGACACGCGUGCGAGGCGGCUCCCUCGCGGCGCUGGUACUACGACGAGGCCGCGGGGCUGUGCCUCGGCUUCGUGUACCUGGGAUGCGGCGGCGGCCGGAACAACUUCCGCACCUCGCGCGAGUGCGUGGCGGCCUGCCAGACCAACACCACGGAUGUGGACGGCAACGAAGUGCUACCAGACUGCGACCGCUUCAACGACGAGUGCCGCGCGCUGCGCUGCGAGUUCGGCGUGCAGCGAACGCGCACCGUGGACGGCUGCGAGCGCUGCUCGUGCGUGCGCGUCGAGGUCGACUGCGAGAAGCUGCGCAGAGACUGCGCCGAGCUCAAGUGCCCCUACGGCAUCGCGCGUACUGUGGAUUCUGAUGGCUGUGAGAGAUGCAAUUGCACGAACCACCCGUGUGAGAACAAGGAGUGCGCGGCCGGUGAACGCUGCGUGGCCACGCCAUACCAGGACCCCAUCACGCAGGAUGUCGCGUACACUGCUGACUGCCAUGUCGUGAACAAGCCCGGCCAGUGCCCGGCGGAGGCUCCGGAGUCAGAGGUAGAGGGUCGCUGUCGGCGAGAGUGCAACGACGAUGCCGACUGCCGCGGCGUGGGCAAGUGCUGCGCGCGCGGCUGCAGCCAGCUGUGCCUCGCGCCUGCUACUCCUACCAGCCCCGCGCCCGUCACCACCACCUACUCACCAGAACUACCACAAGCGCCGCAAGCGAACCCGGUGACGGAGCCCGAGGUGACGGCGGCCGAGGGCGGGCGCGCCACGCUGCGCUGCCUGUUCCACGGCAACCCGCCGCCCAAGAUCACCUGGCGCCGCGGAGAGAUCACCAUCGAUGGCGAUGUCGGCCGGUACCGGCUGAUGUCGGACGGCGCGCUGGAGAUCGUGUCGCUGUACCGCAACGACUCGGGAGUCUACAUCUGCGUCGCUGAGAAUGUGCACGGCGUCUCCCAGCAGGAGAUCCGGCUCCAGGUCAACGAUCCGGAGGUGACGCCGGCGGGCAUCUCGGGCGAGCCGAACGCGGUGGUGGUGGGCGAGCUGGGCCGCAGCCUGAACGUGCGCUGCCUGGCCUACGGGCACCCGGCGCCCGCCAUCUACUGGUACCGCGGCCGCGACAUGCUGCCCUACAGCAGCGAGCUGUACGAGGCGCGCGAGAACGUGCUGCAGAUCCGGCGGCUGGAGCUGGACACGCUGGGCGAGUACGCGUGCCAGGCCUUCAACGGGCAGGGCAAGGCGGCCUUCUGGGCCGUGCAGGUGCGCGCCUACGAGCCCGCGCCCGGCGCCGCGCACGCGCUGCUGGUGCCGCGCGAGCGCACCGUGGCCAUCACGCCCGCGCGCCCGCCCGCGCCCACCACGCAGACCACGCCCCCGCCGGAGAUCGAUAUGCCUGUCUACACUGUGCCGGUCAACACGAGCAUCCCGCUCGAGGCGUCGACGCAGGCGCUGGGCUCCGAGCUGAGCCUGCCGUGCGACGUGGACGGGUACCCGCUACCUGAGGUCUACUGGACCAAGGACGGCGCCCGGCUCUCGCCCGAUAGCCGGACGAAGAUCACGGGUGAGUCUCGCAAGAACUGCCAAGGUUUACAACCUUACGAUAGUACGAUUCGAUAGAUAAACAUGAGAAAGAGAGACUAACU
This is a messenger RNA of Ostrinia furnacalis (Asian corn borer), 8561 nucleotides long. Its product is annotated as proteoglycan-like sulfated glycoprotein papilin. Gene Ontology annotation, cellular component: extracellular region. Gene Ontology annotation, molecular function: serine-type endopeptidase inhibitor activity; transforming growth factor beta binding; receptor antagonist activity. The transcript has 49 exons. Gene Ontology annotation, biological process: extracellular matrix organization; transforming growth factor beta receptor signaling pathway. Lineage: Eukaryota; Metazoa; Arthropoda; Insecta; Lepidoptera; Crambidae. The record is from RefSeq and is a predicted model, not a curated record. Bases 244 to 8535 code for a protein of 2763 amino acids.